GCUCGGAAUUAUUUACAAGUGACACACAAACCAUGGCUCCACAGUAUUUGGGGCGAAAUGUCAUUUCAAUGGACUAACUUGGGCUUUCUGCUUGAAACGGCAGUGGAAGUCUGUUUUACUGUCUUGCUGUAAACUCUAUAUAAGAUGCUUUUGCUAUAUUCCAUAUUCGUCUUCUUUUUUAGCGAGUGUAACAUUUAAUGGGAACUUUGGUGAGGUCACCGAUAUUUAAUAGACUGUUCUUUCAUUAUUGGAUUCAUGAUCAUGUUCCCCACAAAAAUAACAGUUCUUCGGAGGAUGCUACAGUCGAGACACUGUUCACCUUUAUUGGGAAAAGCUCGUUUUUCCAGACUUGUUCUGGGCAUUGAGACAAGCUGUGAUGACACUGGAGCUGCAGUUCUGGACGAGACAGGACAAAUACUGGGAGAGUCUCUUCAUUCACAGACUGAAGUCCAUCUCAGGACAGGUGGCAUCAUCCCCCCAGUGGCCCAACAGCUGCACAGAGAAAACAUAGAGAGAGUGGUCCAGGAGGCUCUGGAGAGGAGCAAUGUGGAGCCAAGCCAGCUCUCAGCUGUAGCCACCACUGUGAAGCCAGGCAUGGCUCUGAGUUUGGGGAUCGGCCUGGAUUUCAGUCGGAGAUUAGUGAGGCAGCACAACAAGCCAUUCAUCCCCAUCCACCACAUGGAAGCCCACGCCCUGACAGUCAGGAUGCUUCACCCUGUCGCCUUCCCCUUCUUGGUCCUGCUGGUUUCUGGUGGUCAUUCACUCCUGGCUGUGGCUCGAGGAGUCGAUGACUUUCUGCUCCUUGGUCAAAGUUUGGAUGUUGCUCCAGGGGAUGCUCUGGAUAAAGUGGCGAGGCGUUUGUCCCUCACAAAACAUCCACAGUGCUCCACAAUGAGUGGUGGACAAGCUAUCGAGCUGCUGGCUAAGGAUGGAGACCGGAUGAAGUUCCCUCUGACGACGCCGAUGGGAAAAACACAUGACUGCAGCUUUUCUUUCUCUGGGUUAAGGAAUCAGGUCACAAUGAUGAUUAUGAAAAAAGAGGCAGAGGAAGGUAUAGAAGAGGGGACGCUGUUAUCAUGUGUGAAUGAUAUCGCUGCUGCCACACAGCACACUGUCGCCACUCAUCUGUCAAAGCGCACACACCGGGCCAUCUUAUUCUGUAAGGCCAACAACCUGCUGCUAUCAAGCAACCCCACCUUGGUGGUGUCUGGUGGAGUUGCAAGCAAUCAAUACAUCCGUAAAACUUUGAGCUUCAUUGCUGAGAGGGAAGGACUGAGCAUGCUCUGUCCUCCAGCCAAAUUCUGCACAGACAACGGAGUGAUGAUUGCGUGGAACGGUGUUGAGCGCCUAAGGGAAGGGAUUGGGAUUCUACCUCCAAACGUGGACGUCUGCUAUGAACCAAAGGCACCGCUGGGUGUUGACAUGACAGAGGAGGUGAGGGCAGCAGGGAUCAGGCUCCCACGAGUCAAGAUAGAGAUCUCCAGCUGACAGACUGUCUGGUUUCCAGUGAACAAAAAGAUUUGCCACCUCUUCAUUUUAAUAUUAUGUAUAUAAUAUUCAAAUAUAAUCAAAAUAAACUGAUAUUUUUAAUAUUUAA
Messenger RNA from Notolabrus celidotus (New Zealand spotty), 1597 nucleotides. It is a transcript of the gene osgepl1, whose product is annotated as O-sialoglycoprotein endopeptidase-like 1. Bases 256 to 1488 code for a protein of 410 amino acids. Lineage: Eukaryota; Metazoa; Chordata; Actinopteri; Labriformes; Labridae. The record is from RefSeq and is a predicted model, not a curated record. Gene Ontology annotation, biological process: tRNA threonylcarbamoyladenosine modification. The transcript has 7 exons. Gene Ontology annotation, cellular component: mitochondrion.